This is a messenger RNA of Diplodia corticola, 2460 nucleotides long. Its product is annotated as serine threonine protein kinase. The transcript is spliced from 5 exons. NCBI's taxonomy places the organism in Eukaryota, Fungi, Ascomycota, Dothideomycetes, Botryosphaeriales, Botryosphaeriaceae. The record is from RefSeq and is a predicted model, not a curated record. The coding region runs from base 1 to 2460 and encodes 819 amino acids. Gene Ontology annotation, molecular function: ATP binding; protein kinase activity. Gene Ontology annotation, biological process: protein phosphorylation.
AUGGCAACGAAAAUCCCGGGCACGAACAAGCGCUGCUUCGAGAACGCCCACUCUGAUUUUAUCAAAGAGCAGCGAGGUUGGAGCGACGCGGAGACGAAACUCUGUCUUGAGUUUCUAUGGUACACCGUGCUCAGUCGUGACGAGAAACAGCGAUAUGAUGGUAAACGGGAAACACCAUUUAUAUGGGACAUCCCUUAUGUCGUACCACCUGCCUAUAACAAAAAGGCCGAGAACCAGCGAGAGCGAGAAGCUUUCCUGCACGAUCCUGCAAAUUACAGUGCACCUUCUGAAGGGGCUGGAUCACGUGGAGCUGAUGCCGAGGACACUUUGGGCUACAACACUACCGACGAAGUGCGUCCAGGAACACGUGGUACAGAAAGAGAGGGCUCAGCACAGCAGAACCUUCCAGGAGAAGAGCGCCCGGCCAGGGGUGACUCGGAUGAGGAUUCGCUGACCCUAAAUCCCGCGCAAAAAGUCAGGGACCUCGAGGCCCAGCUUAUCGAACUCCGCCAGAAUAACGCGUUUCUGAGCAGCAAUGCCCCAGAGCAAAAGCACUGGCCCAACCUCGACCACCUUCCUCUACCGUCAUCUACUGAUGACGGCCGUAAAGACCCAACCGGCGCCCUGCGCCCAAGGUGGAAAGCCCAAUAUCAACGAUUUAUUCGGGUUCAUAUGGGUGGAGAGUACCAUAAAAGACCCAAUGAAGACAACAACGCUCUGGGGGAGGCGGUAGCAUUUGAAAAAAUGAAGUACGGGAAGAUUGAGGCACACGAUGGCAAGCAGGUGUUAAACCAUGACGGCGGGAAAUGGGUGUUCGAACGUGUGCUUGGUCAAGGGGGAUUCGGGACAGUGGCAUUGUGGCGCAAGAAAGAUUUGGUGACUGAGCAGGUCAUAGACAUGGUUGCUGUCAAAGAAGAAGAGACAAAAUAUGCAAUAACUUGGACCGACCCGCUCUACUGGCGCGACAGCCUGCCGAGGGAGAUCUCGAUUCACGAGCAUUUAAAGAAGAUCAACCCCCCGUGUCCCUACCUCAUGAGCUCGCGCGGUUAUCGUCUCAAUCUCCGCCAGCGGAUAUGGAGGCUCUACCUACCCUACAAGCCGGGCAUGACGCUCAAAGAGCCGAUGAAGUUCAAGCGGAGCGAAGGAGACUCCGACAUACCGCUGGAUUUUAUAUUUUACACCUUCCUUGCAACAGCGGAGGCGUGCUUGGCUCUAGAAUGUGGGUGGUGGGGAGGGCAAGAGAAUGAACCUCUUGCCGAGGUAUUGGAAAAGACGGGAGGUAGGAGGCCUGGCUGGAUACCCAUCGUGCACCGAGAUCUCAAGCCUGGAAACAUCUUUCUGGAUAGGGAACCAUAUGACGCUGAGGCAAAAUGGAAUAUGUACCCAACACCUUGUGUAGGGGACAUGGGUAUGGCCAUUGAGGCUUACCCCGAUGAUCCGUAUAAUCCCGAGAACUACAGUGGUUCCGGCACGACUGAAUACAUGGCACCGGAACAAAAUGUAUAUCGUCCUCUUGGUGUGCCCUUCGCGCGCAAACUUUCGGACCGCACGAACGUUUUCGCAAUUGCCGCAAGUAUCUUUGAGCUUUGGCAGGGAAAACUGCCAGGCUUCACGGCUAUUUAUGAUGAAGAAGUGGACGCGAGCGAAGACGACAUCCACCUACCGCCCAAUCACGAUGAGGACGAAAUUGGUAAUUGGUACAUCGAUCAUCAUGGACAGAAGUCGCACAACGAACGACUUUAUAGAGGCAGAAAUCCCGACGAAAUGUAUGAGGCGGAAUGGGGCAGAACUUUGGGAACUGGUGCCCCUCAUUGGGUCAACUUGUGGGAGCUAGAGAAGUGGAAAUCAGACUGGCUCUUGCCGAGCAUCGGUAAGCCAGAUGGUGAUGAGCAACAGCCAUUGCAGAAAACCAAGGAAGUCGAGCUGGCCAACAUACUCCGUCAGUGUUUGAAGUGGAACGCAGAUGAGCGACCCUCCAUUCUCAAACUCCGAAACAUGGUGAAGAAUGCAAUAGAAGAGCUCCAAAUCAAUCCAAGCGGGGCCGAUAUGAGAAUAAUCGAACCGUUCGAGCAUGGAGUAGAGGACGGAGCUCAAAGGUUAUUUCCACGCGUUUGGCAAAAGGGCGGGUUGGUCUUUCCGAUGGACGACAACCAAGGAGCUGUGUCUUAUGUGGAAGCCUUGAACGAAAAAAUGGAACAAGGCUACCAGAGGAACGUGGGGAAAGGCCUCGCCGAGAUGACGCGACGGGCAUGGAUGCAGCAAUUGCGGCCAUAUGAGCCUCAAGAUGCUGUUGCUCAAGAAAGCAGAGGCACUAGCAGCAAAAGACGAAGCGCGACGAACGACGACAACAGGGGGUCUUCAAAGAGACAGAAACUACGUGAAGGCCCAUCCUCGGGCGGCGACAACCCCAACGACGACCCUAAGAACAACCCCAACGUUGACGACGACGGCGACGCUUGA